CCGCGCCUGCACUCUAGAGCUACAUUCACAACCACAAAUCCUCUGAUCACACUUGGCGAGUCGUAUUGAAAAUAUUUUGCUGCCUAUUUGUUUUUUAUAAAAUUAGGAGUUAUCUUAUUCGAUUACUUGAGUUUUUUAUGGUGCACUGGCACAAACAUUUAAUUUAUCGAGGAUUGUUUACAAACGGAGUCCCGGUUUGAUCUGAGGAUGGCUUCUCGAGGGAAAUCAGAAACGGGAAAGUUGAAGCAGAACAUGGAGGAACAGCUGGACAGACUGAUGCAGCAGCUUCAGGACUUGGAGGAGUGCAGGGAGGAUUUGGAUGAGGAGGAAUACGAGGAAACUAAAAAGGAGACUUUGGAGCAACUGGCUGAAUUUAAUGACUCUCUGAAGAAGAUCAUGUCAGGAGACAUGACCCUGGUAGAUGAACUAAGUGGAAUGCAGCUGGCAAUCCAGGCCGCCAUCAGCCAGGCUUUCAAAACCCCUGAGGUGAUCCGAUUGUUUGCCAAGAAGCAGCCAGGACAGUUGAGGACCAGGCUGGCAGAGAUGGACCGCGAUUUGAUGGUGGGGAAGCUGUCACGGGACGUGCACACGCAGCAGAAAAUGGAAAUCCUCAUCGCCUUGAGGAAGCUGGGCGAGAAGCUCACCGCAGAAGAGGAAACCUUUCUCACCGAAAACGCUACCGCCACCCUGAGCCAGUUUGAAAAAGUGACCGCUAACUCGGGGUCUGAAGACAAAAUUAUGGCUUUAGCGAGCUCCAGUGUGAAAACCAAGGUGUAGAAAGUGUGAAUGUUCAGUUUAGGUCUUUGCUUUUAGAUUUUUGCCAAAUUUUUAAAAAAUAAUCACUGCCCUUUUAGGGGUUUUGUCAACGCUAAUACUUUUUACCUUCACAGUUUUAUAUCUUAUUUUUGUAUAUGUAUUUUUUUUUUUUGUCAAACGUGGAGGAAAUGCCUGUAACUCCUGUGUCUGUAUGGAAGCCUAAUAUUUCAUUAUCGCUGGUUUUAAAAAAAUUGAUGUCUUUUGAAAGCUGUAAAUGUUCAUGUAGCCGUGUGAGCUAAUUUAUACUCUUAAGGUUUUAGAAUAAUCAAAAGCAAAAUGAAUGUUUCUCAUAAGUGGAUGAUGGACUGCCACUUUUUACAGAUAUUUAACAGAACCAAACUGAAAAAACACAUGAAUCCAAAUGCUGACUCAUGGUACAGCUGUCUGUUUACAGUGCAAAUGGAUGAAUUUGUGCUUUAAUAAAUCGGAAAAUAAAUCUUUGACAUGUUGUGCUGAAAUGUAAUAUAUUAAUAAUAAUAAAUGUUAUUCAUGUGGUG
Oryzias melastigma (Indian medaka) is the source of this 1313-nucleotide messenger RNA. RefSeq names its product leucine zipper and CTNNBIP1 domain containing (gene lzic). The transcript is spliced from 7 exons. Gene Ontology annotation, molecular function: beta-catenin binding. The record is from RefSeq and is a predicted model, not a curated record. NCBI's taxonomy places the organism in Eukaryota, Metazoa, Chordata, Actinopteri, Beloniformes, Adrianichthyidae. The coding region runs from base 208 to 777 and encodes 189 amino acids.